Molecule: messenger RNA, 1270 nt
Organism: Pleuronectes platessa (European plaice)
Lineage: Eukaryota; Metazoa; Chordata; Actinopteri; Pleuronectiformes; Pleuronectidae
Gene: gdf3
Product: growth differentiation factor 3
Exons: 2
Coding region: 1-1152 (383 amino acids)
Biological process (GO): SMAD protein signal transduction; BMP signaling pathway
Cellular component (GO): extracellular region
Molecular function (GO): growth factor activity; cytokine activity
Source: RefSeq, a predicted model, not a curated record
AUGAGGCCUGACCUGACUCCUCUGUUGUUUGCGGUGUGUUUCCUGGAUGUGUGGGAUCUCUCGCACGUGGAGGAGAUGCAGAGCCAGGAGCGGAUCUUCCUCAGCUCCCUCGGGCUAUCCGGGCAGCCCCGGGCCGCGGGGACCCACCUGCAGCCGCUGCAGGCCCGGAGCCACGUCCCCUCCGCGCUCUGGAGGAUGUUCCGGAGGUCCGAGAAGCUCCACACCCAAGAGAGCGAGCCCUGCACGGUGUCUGAGUACGGAGUCCGCGGCAACAUCAUCCGAUAUGUGCAGGACCAAGGCAGGCUGGUGUCAGGGUGGAGCAGCAGCUGUCAGGCCUGUGUGGAGAAACAGCUUUAUUUCAACAUGUCCGUCCUGCAGCCUGUGGAGUUGCUGUCUCUGGCUCAGCUGGAGGUCAACUUCCACUGGAAACCCGUCAGAUCUGCAGAGCUCCUGCAGGCUCCCCGGGCCCUCGGCGUGUCUCUGUACAAAGUCAUGAGAGCAACGUUGAGAGGGGCCGACCCACAGGCCAACCGCAGACUCCUGCUGUCCCAGUCCGUCCAGCUGCAGCCGGAACCCACCUCAGUCACUCUGGACCUCACCUCGCUGGCAGAGAACUGGCGCAAACCGGGACGCAACUACGGCUUGGUGUUGGAGCUGCUUCCCCUCAGCGCAGAGCCACAGGAUCUUCUUCCGUUUCACCCCGGUAACUCGCUCCCGCUGGAACCUGCCCUCAUCCUGCCGCUGAUCCAGGCCUCACUGGUCGCCGUGUCCCUCAACCCCCAGCAGUGUCGCUCCAGGCAGCGGAGAAGCGCCAUCCACCUCCCAGUGACCCCCAGCAACGUGUGCAAGGCCCGACGCCUCUACAUCGACUUCAAGGAUGUGGGCUGGCAGGACUGGAUCAUCGCUCCGCAGGGCUACAUGGCCAACUACUGCCACGGUGAGUGUCCGUUCCCGCUCAGCGAGAGCCUGAACGGCACCAACCACGCCAUCCUGCAGACGCUGGUGCACUCCCUGGACCCGCACGGCACGCCUCAGCCCUGCUGCGUCCCCAUCCGCCUCUCGCCCAUCUCCAUGCUCUACUACGACAACAACGACAACGUGGUUUUGCGGCAUUACCAGGACAUGGUGGUGGACGAGUGUGGGUGUCGAUGAACGGGACACUUCUGAUUGGCUUUUGCAAUUGAAACGUUAAUUUCCUGUGCAGGUUUUUAAUUUGAUUUAUUUCUGUUAUAUCAGUUGGAUGAUUGUUCAGAUCCUGCCUUCAAUGUAU